Molecule: messenger RNA, 2764 nt
Organism: Strongylocentrotus purpuratus (purple sea urchin)
Lineage: Eukaryota; Metazoa; Echinodermata; Echinoidea; Camarodonta; Strongylocentrotidae
Product: fukutin
Exons: 9
Coding region: 43-1446 (467 amino acids)
Cellular component (GO): Golgi membrane
Source: RefSeq, a predicted model, not a curated record
UUUACAUUAACAAGGGCUGACGUUGGGUUUACGCAGUAAAUCAUGGGAAGAGCUCACUCCCAGCUUCUUCUGAUUCUGCUGACCUUUGGUGCGAUCUUCGUCGUGUUUCAAAUCUACGUUCUGAAAUCAACAUGGAUGCAGGUGGAGGAUAUGGGCAACGUAAAAAAUAAGAAGAAGAGAAGAUUUGAUGACUGGACUCCACCUCCUGACUAUAUCACAGUGGAAGCAUUCACCAACAUAGCUCAGGAGUACAAUGUUCCAGUGUUCCUGAUUGAACCAGCCAUCUUAGAGUCAGUGUGGGCUCACAGGACGGGUACAAGACCUUCCAAGGGGCGAUGCAAGUUCCUCUGUAGAGGUACAGACUCCACUACAUUUGGUAUCAUCUCUGGCCAUUGGAUCACACAGAAUUUCCUGGAUGCCCUUUGGAGAAGUGGCUUCAGGUCUUCCCUCUCGAAGGGCAAGGACCCCAGGCUCCUAUCUGUCAACGAACUGGUCCCACCCAGCAUCAUCCCUCAGCACUACUUCUUCCAGUAUGAGACACACCUCGUCCACCUGGUGGUCCUGUAUGAGAGGGCGGAGUCUUACCUCUGGCACGGUGCCGCCUCAGAUGGGGAGUGGGAGCCGGGGCGUGACGGGCAGUUUCUAUGGUUUCCGCUCAAGACUCUACCAUUUGGCGGGGAGCGAGAGGGCUCAUUUCAAAAAAUGGAGUUUGCAGACAUCAAGAUAGACGGUGUAUUAUUGACAGUCCCAAAGCACCCAAUGAAACUGACGCAACAGGUGCCAAAUUCUACCUUCAUAGAGUGCAAUUACCAGCAGGCUAGGGAGUACCUGGCAGAGAAUGGCGUGGACGAUACUCCCAAAGCUGCUGAUUUUAGAACCAGAGCCAGAUCAAUCCUUGAGAGGGGCAUGAUGGCUUUGGAUGGUAUAGGGGCUCCAUUUUGGAUUAGCAGUGGAACAUGCUUAGGUUGGUUUAGAGAGUGCAAUAUUAUCGCCCACAGUAUGGAUGUAGACUUGGGCAUGCGUAUCCAGGAUUAUAACGACAGGGUAAUACCAGCAAUGGAAGGCCAAGGUCUUCAGCUUCUACAUCUAUUCGGAAAGGUAGAGGACAGUUUUGAGCUGUCUUUUGCAAGGGAUAGCAUCAAGUUAGACAUAUUUUUCUUCUAUGAAGAUGAUGACUUUAUAUGGAAUGGCGGGACAGAUGCCCAUACUGGAGACAAAUAUCAGUAUGUGUUUCAUCAAUUUGAUCUGUGCUGGACAGAGCUGGUAGGUCUGCAUGUGCGGAUCCCCUGUCCCACCCUGCCUUACAUCGAGGCCAACUACGGCACCGAGUGGGAUCAGAAGGUCACUCAGUGGGACUGGAAAGAGAGCCCGCCCAACGUGAGACCCAAUGGAGUCUGGGAGAAGGAGGAGUGGCCGUAUGUUAUCCAGACGUUUCCGAUCAUGUGAUAAGGUAGACAUUUUGUUUUUCUUCGCAUGGAUGAUACGCUGAGCUGUGUCGCACGGAAGGCGGUGAUAAAGAUGAUCUUAUCAGAGUCGGGAAUCCAUACCAGUGGACUUGUGGCUUGAAGUCCGAUGUGAAGAACUUGGUCUUGGUAAGUGAUGGUUAUUUGGUUUUGAACCUAGGACCUAAUGGUGAUGAGACCACUGCUCAAUCACUAAGCCAUCAUGUGUCCUAGAUCAGUCGCAGUCUAGAAGCAGAGUCCCAGUGGUAUUCUACUGGUAUUCAGCAAUGGUCACAGUUGCAGCUAAAAUGCAGUAUAGGUAAAAUACUGAUUUGCCAAUGUUUGGAGAACUCUUUGUGCAAUGGGAGGUUGAAUUGCACUGCCUGUUAGUGUUACACUGAAAGGAAAGGCGUAUGUGUGGCAUAUUUUUUUUUAUCCCCAAGAUAUAUGCUGCAUAUUUGCUGUUUCAAAAUCUUGUACUUGCUGCUGAUCAGUUCCUCUCAUAUGACAAAGGUAGCCCUAAGCUAUGUCUUUUGCUACACUGUGGAGUCAGCAAGCAAGCAACUUGGUUGAGUAAACAUUGGCUGCGAGUCUUAUGCCAAGGGGAGUCAAUUUGGGGUUGAUUGAUAAAACUUUGUCAUUGUGAAGGUUAGACAUGGACAUGUCUUUAAGAAAUGUGUACAGAGAAUGUUCAUUUGUAUUGAAAACCACCCAUCAAAUAUUAUAGAUCAAAUCAGAUUGAUGCACAUUUGAUUACGAAAGGACUCUUGAGUAUCGGUGAUAUGCUUCAGAUGCUUAGUGCUCAAGGCAGGAAUUAUCUGGUAGCCUCUUACCAUUCUUGUCAAUGGUAGUGAGGCUUGGUUACCUUUUGUAGUUUAGAUAUAUCCAAGUAGUUUAUAACAGAAAAUCCAUACAAUUCUUUUAGUGCCAAAUGUACUAUGUACUUCUUAUUAUUUCCAAAGCAUAUCAUCAGCUGAGAGCCAGAAGGACGUUUACUUACAUCCAUUAAUGCAUAUUUAACGCCCUUCUGGCUUGCAGCUUAGAUGGUACAUACAUGUAACAGGGUGAAAUUAUAUAUAUUUUUUUCUUCUUCCUCCAUUAAAUAACAAUGUUUGUUUUACUUGUAUUGUUUGAAAUCUCUCUAUUUCUUUGGUAGUAACAAACUUGAAAAGGAAGUCUUACAAACGAUUAGAAAUCAUAGAAGAAGAGAAACCUGCAGACUAAUGUGUAGGUACUGGUGGAUAGGUUAGAGAUCAUGGAGUCAUGAGUAAUACCUUUAUGCUACGUAAGGCAAGGGUUUGAGUUAUUGACUUUGUCCAGGA